AUGAGCAGUGCUGCCUACGGGGGACUGCGGUUUAUGCAGGUAUUUCAGCCAACGAUGAAGACGUCAUUGCUCGAAUUAGACCCAUACGGGGACACGAUACUCGUAUUGCAAUGCCCGAAUAUACAGAGGGGAGAAGAAAUACCAAGGAAACUGCGGGGCAAGAAAAUAAGAGACGCUGUUCUCAUCCCUACUGACGAACCGGAGCCCGUUGCGAAAAAGCUAGGCAAGAAAAAAAAGUCGGAGAAGAAGAAGAUAAAGUUGGAGAAGAAGAAGAAGAAAAGAGAGCAGAGGGUUGCUCUCAUCCAUGCUGUUGGGCCUGAGGCUGCUGCUGAGCCCGAACUUGCUGCUGAACCUGAAGCUGCUCCUGAACUCGAAGCUGCUGCUGAGCUCGAACCUGCCAUCGAAACUGAACCUGCUAUCGAAACCGAACUUGCUAUCGAAACCGAACCUGCCAUCGAAACCGAACCUGCUAUCGAAACCGAACCUAUCAUCGAACCUGAACCUGCUAUCGAAACUGAACCUGCUAUCGAAACUGAACCUGCUAUCGAAACCGAACUUGCUAUCGAAACCGAACCUGCCAUCGAACCCGAACCUGCCAUCGAACCCGAACCUGCCAUCGAACCCGAACCUGCCAUCGAACCCGAACCUGCCCUUGAGCCUGAACCUGCCCUUGAGCCUGAAAAUGAUGGAGAACCUGUUCGACCUGAGCCUGCUGUUGGCAAUGAACCUGCAGAUGAGAGCGAACUCACAGCGAGACCUGGAGGUGACAUCCUAGAGAUCGUUGCAGAGCCUGAGCCUGAGCCUGACGCCAUGGUCGAACCAAGCGCAGACAUAGUGACGGAUAUAUGUGCUCUGCGAGAGCUUAAUCCCUGGGAUCAGUUCGGAGAACCUACGGAAAUUCGAUUACGAGUGUCUUCAGCUCACUUACGUCUUGUUUCGCCUGUAUUUCGAUUAAUGUUCCGGGGCCCAUUUCAAAAACCGACGAUCCGUCGAGAUGGAUGCUACGAGAUUAGAGCAUCUGAGUGGGACGUCGAGGCCCUUCUUGUCGUUUUAGACAUUAUACAUGGCCACAACCGACAUGUGCCGAGGAACGUCAGCCUAGAGUUGCUGGCGAAGAUUACGACUAUUGUGGAUUAUUAUGACUGUCAAGAGUCAGUAGACCCAUAUAUCGACAUUUGGGUCCCGCGAUUGAAAUUUGACUUGCCUAGCUCUUAUGGUGAGACAGUCCCAGUCUGGCUUUGCAUUUCAUGGGUGUUUCGACAACCGGGAAUUCUCGAGAGAAUGGUAGAGCUGGCCGUGAUGCAACUUCAGGACCCGCUGGUGAUGACAGGGCUUCCCCUUCCCCAAGCGAUAAUAGGUACGUAA
This is a messenger RNA of Clonostachys solani, 1365 nucleotides long. NCBI's taxonomy places the organism in Eukaryota, Fungi, Ascomycota, Sordariomycetes, Hypocreales, Bionectriaceae. The record is from the annotation of a GenBank genome assembly.